CUGGCCUGCUCACGGGGACAAGAGGCUUGUAUGCCAGUAUCGGUGUCGUUAACGUGAGCCCUGCUGUGUGUGUGAUUAGGUGUCUGCUGUUCUAAUAAAGGAAAGCGCUGCGUCUGUCUCUGCCUCAUAUCACUACCAGGAGUCUCUGUACAGACGUCUUUCUGUUGACUGUCUUACAGGACAGGUGGAGGGAACACCGCCUCUGGAUCAACUGAACAAGAUUGGAUCUGAACAAGUGUCAAUCUCAAGUGUGUGCACUGAACUGCUGUGUAUGUUAGAAUGCAUAUGUAAGAAAGUGUGUACACUCUUGACGUGUGUGUUUGUUUAGCUGAGAGUGUGCGGGUGGAAAUGCUGAAGCCACCAUCAGGGUUAUUUUUGGGUCAGUGACAGCGUGUCAAUGGCUGCAGAUGCAUCGCAAAGGAAGGCUCUGAGAUACCAACAGACCCUGCUCUACGGGGAGUACAGGGAACAACUGGGUAGCUUUGCCAGGCGGGAAGCAACACGGUUGCUGACAGAGAGACAAUGGAGGAAACAGACAGGAGAAAACAACAUGGUCAAUGCCAGACGGGGGCGUGGCCAACGACAUCACAACCCCAUCACCAUGGAGUCAUAUCUCAGCCACACCUCCCCUACAAAGAAGCCCCGCCCCUACUCCAAAUGCCAAGACUGUGUGGCUCGUAUACAGCGGUACAUCGUGACCAAGCUGGGGGAGGACUGGAUCUUCCUGGUGCUGCUGGGCCUCACUAUGGCCCUGGUCAGCUGGAGCAUGGACUACACCAGUGCCAAGAGCUUACAAGCGUAUAAGUGGAUGCACGGGGAGCUGAGGGGGAAUGUCCUGAUCCAGUACCUGGCCUGGGUCGUCUACCCCAUGGUCCUCGUCAUGUUCGCCUCCCUCUUCUGCAACAUAGUCGCCCCUCAGGCCAUAGGUUCUGGUAUUCCUGAGCUGAAGACCAUUCUGCGAGGGGUGGUGUUGAAGGAGUAUCUAACUCUUAAAGCCUUUGUGGCCAAAGUCAUCGGGCUGACCGCCGGCCUGGGCAGUGGCAUGCCCGUGGGGAAAGAGGGUCCCUUCGUCCACAUUGCCAGUAUCUGUGCUGCUGUGCUGAGUAAAAUCAUGUCCAUCUUCUCUGGAGUGUAUGAGAACCCCUGUGGUUACACAGACAUUCUGACAGUGGGCUGUGCCGUGGGGGUGGGCUGCUGUUUCGGCACUCCUCUAGGAGGGGUGUUAUUCAGCAUUGAGGUCACAUCUACCUACUUUGCUGUGAGGAAUUACUGGAGAGGGUAUUUCGCUGCCACCUUCAGUGCCUUCAUAUUCAGGGUGUUGUCUGUGUGGAACAAAGAUGCAGUCACCAUUACAGCUCUUUUCCGGACCAACUUCCGGAUGGAUUUUCCCUUUGACCUGCAGGAGCUCCCAGCCUUCGCUAUCAUUGGAAUCUCCUGUGGGUUCCUGGGGGCCUUCUUUGUCUACCUGAACAGACAGGUGGUUCUAGUGAUGAGGAGACAGACGGCUCUCACACGCUUUCUGACCAAGCAUCGGUUAAUCUACCCAGGUGCAGUGACGUUUGUCAUCGCCACCCUGACCUUUCCUCCUGGAUUCGGCCAGUUCAUGGCUGGAGAGCUGAUGCCUAGAGAAUGUAUUAACUCUCUGUUUGAUAACUUCACCUGGACCAAACUGUCUGCCACCGCCCUUCCCCCUGGACUGGGGCGCUCCUCAGCCUGGCUGCACCCCGACGUCAGUGUCUUCCUCAUCCUCCUCCUCUUCUUCGUGAUGAAGUUCUGGAUGUCUGCUGUUUCCACGACAAUGCCCAUCCCGUCUGGAGCCUUCAUGCCAGUGUUCAUACUGGGGGCAGCAUUUGGGCGUCUGGUAGGGGAGAUCAUGGCCACUCUCUUCCCAAACGGUAUCCUGUUUGAUGGGAUAGUUUAUCGCAUCCUCCCCGGGGGCUAUGCUGUCAUUGGUGCUGCGGCCCUGACCGGGGCAGUAACCCACACGGUGUCCACGGCUGUGAUCUGUUUUGAGCUGACAGGCCAGAUCUCCCACAUCCUGCCCAUGAUGGUGGCGGUGAUCCUGGCCAACAUGGUGGCCCAGGGCCUGCAGCCCUCCCUCUACGACUCCAUCAUCCAGGUCAAGAAACUGCCAUACCUCCCCGAGCUCAGCCUCGGACACAUCAGUAAGUACAACAUCUUUGUGGAGGACAUGAUGGUGCGGAAGGUAAACUUCCUGUCCUCCCAGUCGACCUAUCGGGAGCUGGGCUAUCUGCUAGACUCCACCUCCCUCAAAACCAUCCCUCUGGUCGACUCCAAAGAGUCUAUGAUCCUAUUAGGGUCUAUCGAGAGGACAGAGCUGCAAGCCAUCUCUGAUUGGUGGCUUUCGGCCGAGAGGCGUGUCUUUGAGAGGGGUCAGGGGUCACCGGGCCAGGGCUGGGAGUCCUUCACUUUCGUAGACGAGGAGGGAGGAGAGACCUCUCCAGUACAAGAUGAACAGAAUAGGCCACUCCCAUCCCCCAAACCACAGGAGUCCUCCACCAAUCACACCAGCUCAGAGAAGCGUUCCCUCCAGUCUGUGAGGGGAAUAUUUCAGCGCCUCUUCUCCUCUUCCUCAACCAGCCAGGCUGAAGCUCAGGAAUCCACCCCACCUCCACUCACCGACACCAUGUCCUCAGAGGAGAUCAAAGCCUGGGAAGAAGAAGAGUUGGAUAAGCCAAUCAGUAUGGAGGAGAUACGGAUUGAUCCCUCCCCCUUUCAGCUGGUGGAGAGAACCUCCCUUCACAAGACCCACACUUUGUUCUCCUUGCUGGGUCUCAGUCAUGCCUAUGUUACCAGCAUUGGAAAACUGGUGGGAGUCGUAGCACUGAAGGAGAGACUGGACAUUGGCAAGUAGUAUAUUCGGGAGCAGUGGGCGAUGUGCCCGUCUACGGAGCCUGACCAGAAGACCGCUCCGUCUGCCCCUUCUGCGGAGCCAUUGUUUUGGGUCGCCUGCUGGGAUCCGAUCCAUUGUCCUGGAUUCUGGAUCAAACAGAGGAUCCACUUUGGGAAAGUCGUAUUCCUGGUCAUAAUGUUGGUAAGUUGACGUUGCGCUUAUAUCCAAUAGUUCCUACAGCUGUAUGUAAUAAGACUUAAGAUUUCCUGGGGCAACAGUGUAAGAAAUAAUACAUAAAAAAAAAAAUACUGCAUAGUUUCCUAAGAACGCAAAGCGAGGCAGCCAUCUCUGUUGGCGCCGGAUGUUUACUUCUGUGUUUUGGGUCGUUGUCCUGUUGCAUCACCCAACUUCUUUGAGCUUCAAUUGGUGGACGGAUAACCUAACAUUCUCCUGUGAAAUGUCUUGAUAAACUUGGAAAUUCAUGUUUCCAUCGAUGAUAGCAACCUGUCCAGGUCCUUGUGCAGCAAAGCAGCCCCAAACAAUGAUGUUCCCUCCACCAUACUUUACAGUUGGGAUGAUGUUUUGAUGUUGGUUUGCUGUGCUUUUUUCUCUCCACACAUAGUCUUGUGUGUUCCUUCCAAACAACUCAACUGUAAUUUCAUCUGUCCACAGAAUAUUUUGCCAGUAGCACUGUGGAACAUCCAGGUGCACUUUGGCAAACUUCAGACUUGCAGCAAUGUUGUUUUACAGUAGUGGCUUCUUCCAUGGUGUCCUCCCAUGAACACCAUUCUUGUUUAGUGUUUUACGUAUUGUAGACUUGUCAACAAAGAUGUUAGCAUGUUCCAGAGAUUUCUGAAUGUUUUUAACUGACGCUUUAGGAUUCUCAUUGAGCAUUCUGUGCUGUGCUCUUGCAGUCAUCUUUGCAGGACGGCCACUCCUAGGGAGAGUAGCAACAGUGCUGAACUUUCUCAAUUUAUAGACAGUUUGUCUUACAGUGGACUGAUGAACAUCAAGGCUUUUAGAGAUAAUAUUGUAUGCCUUUCCAGCUUUAUGCAAGUCAAUAUUUCUUAAUCUUAGGUCUUCUGAGAACUCUUUUGUUCAAGGCAUGGUUCACAUCAGGCAAUGCUUCUUGUGAAUAGCAAACUCAAAUUUUGUGAGUGUUUUUAUAGGCAAGGCAGCUCUAACCAACCCCCUUUCUGAUUUUCUAUAUUUAGAUUUUUUUUAAUACUGAAUGUUAUCAGAUCUUCAACCAAAACAUACUAUUAGAUCAAGGGAACCUGUUACAAAUAACAAAAAAAAUGUUACUUCUUAUUAUGCCUGGUGAAAACGAAACACUGCAUUCCACAGUAAGAACCUCAUACCAACGGUCAGCAUGGUAGUGGUAGUGUGAUGGUUUGGGGAUGCUUUACUGCCUCAGGACCUGAACAACUUGCCUUAAUAGAAGGAUCCAUGAAUUCUGCUCUGUAUCAAAGAAUUCUACAGGAGAAUGUUAGGCCAUCUGUCUGUGAGCUGAAGCUGAAGCUGAAGUGCAGCUGGGUCAUGCAGCAAGACAAUGAUCCAAAACACACAAUCAAGUCUACAUGACAAUGGCUGAAAAGCAACACAUUUGAAGUUUUGAAAUGGCCUAGUCAAAGUCCAGACCUAAUCCUAAUUGAGAUGCAUGGAAGAGUGGGCCAAAAUUCCUCCACAGCGGCGUGAGAGACUGAUCAACAACUACAAGAAGGGUUUGGUUAUAGUCAUCAGCUAAAGUUGGCACAACCAGUUAUUGAGUGUAAGGGGGCAUUUACUUUUUCACACAGGGCCGUUUGGUGUUGCAUAACUUCUAUAUAAAAUAAAUGAAAUAAUUAUGUAAUUGUUCUGUUAUUUGUUCACUCAGGUUCUUUUUGAUCUAAUAUUAGGUUUUGGUUGAAGAUCGGAUAACAUUCAGUAUAAAAAAUUUACAAAAGUAGAGAAAAGGGGGCAAAUCCUUUUUGAUGGCACUGUACCUGUCUAAGAGAAAACAGAGGGUGUUCUUUAAUGGAAGCCUCUCCAUGAUAAUCCUGGUAGAGUAAGGCAUUCCCCAAGGCAGCUGUCUAGGCUCCUUACUUUUUUCCAUCUUUACUAAUGACCUGCCACUGUCUCUGAGUAAAGCCUGUGUAUCUAUGUAUGCUAAUGACUCAACGUUAAACACAUCAACUACCACAGCAAGUGAACUCACUGCAACUCUUAACAAAGAGCAGCAGUCAGUUUUAAAAUGGGUGGCAAGUAAUAAGCUAGUCCUAAAUAUUUCCAAAACUAAAAGCAUUUGGUACAAAUCAUUCACUAAACCCUAAACCUCAACUAAAUAUUUAAAUGAAUAAUGUGGAAAUUGAGAAAGUUGAGGAGACUAAACUGCUUGGAGUAACCCUGGAUUGUAAACUGUCAUGGUCAAAACAUAUGGAUGCAACAUUAGCUAAGAUCUGCUUUCUUGACAUCGCUAUCAACAAAACAAGUCUUACAGGCCCUAGUUUUGUCCCACCUGGACUAAGUGCCACAAAGAAGAACAUAUGCAAAUUACAUUUGGCCCAGAACAGAGCAGCAAGGCUGGCCCUUAAAUGUCCAUGGAGAGCUGACAUCAUUAACAUGCAUGUCAAUCUCUCCUGGCAAAAGUAGAGGAGAGUUUGACUGCAUCACUGCUUGUCUUUGUGAGGGGUAUUGACGUGUUGAAAGCACUGAGCUGUCUGUUCAAAUGACAUGCACACAGCUCAGACACCCAUGCAUACUCCACAAGCCAUGCCACCAGGGGUCUCUUCACAGUUCCCAAGUCCAGAACAGACUCUGGGAAACACACAAUACUACAUAAGGAACAACGUGGCCUGUGAAGAGACACACAUACGCAUAUGCACACACACACAGUUUACACAUGUACAUUGUAAAAUUAUACAUUUUGAAUUGUAGAUAUGUAGUGGUGUAGUAAUGUGUUGUAUGAUGUACUGUCACAUUUUUUUGGUGAUGUAAUUAACCUAAUCUUGUUUGGACCUCAGGAAGAGUAGCUGCUGCCUUGGCAGGAACAAAUGAGGAUCCAUAAUAAAUACACAUACAAAUACAUGGAGCCUGUUCAGUUGGCUGUUGCUUUGCUGUUCUGUUGUACUCGAAUAGUGAGUCACACUAUUACAACUUCAACGGUGUUCGUCUCUGACUUAUCACAGUAAACCUGUAUUAACAUGCUUUGCUUGUGUUAUGACAUGCUAUGUUAACCACUUCUAUUCAUUCUCCUUCCCUUCCUCUCUCACCCACCCUCCAUCUCAAUCUCUAUUUCCCUCCCCUCUUUCUUUAUUUCUCUCUCUCCCCUUCUCCCUUCUCUCUCCCUCCAUUUUCUCUUCUCCCCGUCUAUAUUUAUCUCUCCCCUUUAAUCUUUCUCUCUAUCUUUCCCUCUCUC
Oncorhynchus keta (chum salmon) is the source of this 6251-nucleotide messenger RNA. Its product is annotated as chloride channel protein 1-like. The transcript has 23 exons. Gene Ontology annotation, biological process: chloride transport; transmembrane transport. NCBI's taxonomy places the organism in Eukaryota, Metazoa, Chordata, Actinopteri, Salmoniformes, Salmonidae. Gene Ontology annotation, molecular function: voltage-gated chloride channel activity. Bases 398 to 2875 code for a protein of 825 amino acids. Gene Ontology annotation, cellular component: membrane. The record is from RefSeq and is a predicted model, not a curated record.